ACUUUAAACUGUUCCAUGUGUUUAAAUGUUUCAUUUAGUUACAGGAUGUCCAGGAAACAUACGGGGGGUGGUGGGGGUAGAAAAAAGGCUGAAAAGAGGCCGACUAGUGGAGUUCCAGGAUCAGAGUCCGGGAUCAGAAGAGUCCGGCAGGAUCAGAGUCCAAGAUCAGGAGACAUGGAUGUCAGUCAAAGCUCAAAGUUCCUAGUUUCUUCUCUGAUGAUGACGAUGAUGAUGACUUCAGCUGCAGCACAACAGAACCUGUGCUCCAACUCGACAGUGCUGAGGACGCGGUCGUCGUGUCACUCAUGCAGCGUCAGUCUGUUGAUCCCAUGUCCAUCAGGAUUCAAACAGACACCACAGUCCGUCGCUCAGGACUGCAGGUACUAUAUCAGAACGCCCAGUCUGAAGUUACCACUGAGCGGCUGCUCUUUUGAGUGUUACCGUGAGGUGGAGUUGAAGAACUGUUGCCCUGGUUACUGGGGUCCAGACUGCAUCGAGUGUCCUGAAAACGCUGAGAGACCCUGCAGUGGCAGAGGAGUCUGCUCCGAUGGACUGGGAGGGAACGGAACCUGCAGCUGCCAGGCGGGGUUUGUAGGAACAGCCUGUGAAGGCUGUCUUCCAGGUGUUUAUGGUCCCACCUGUAGUUCAGAAUGCACCUGUCACCACGGUCUCUGUAACUCUGGAUUACGAGGUGACGGUCGUUGCACCUGUUUCUCCGGAUACAGAGGCCCACAAUGUGACCAAGAGAUGCCGGAGUGCGCGGCUCUCCGCUGUCCACAGAAUUCUCGGUGUUUGGAAGAGGCUCUGACAGGGAAAAUGGAGUGUCAUUGUGCAGUUGGUUUCCAGAUGACAGCAGACCAGUGUUUAUCCAUAAACCCGUGUCUCCAGCAGCUGUGUCAUGUCCACGCCUCCUGUGUCCACACGGGUCCAGGCCAGCACCUGUGCGCCUGCAAUGAGGGCUACAGUGGGGACGGAAAAGUCUGCAUGGCUGUUGAUCCGUGUCAGACCAAACUGGGAGGCUGCGCUGCAGAGUCAGCGCGGUGUGUCUUUGACGGACCAGGGAAGUCUCACUGCGAGUGUCUACCCGGUUUUGACCUCCUGUCCAACGGCGGCUGCAGUCUGAAGGAAUCAUGCGGACCUCGUUCCUGUCACGCCAACGCCAACUGUACCACCAUGGGUCCCGGACAAAUCCAGUGCACCUGUCUUCAGGGCUACAUUGGGAAUGGGAAGGUGUGCUAUGGGACCAUCAUGCAGCGUCUGAAUGAGCUGAACACAGAACCCGGCGGACAGUGGAGCGGUCAGCUGAGCAAAGCCAUCUCUCUGUUUGAUUCUGUGUCGUGGCCCCUGCAGAACCUCGGUCCGUUCACUGUGUUUGUCCCGAUCAAUAAAGGCUUCAAAGGAACGGCGGUGAAGACCCUGACUGCCGACUUGUCCAAAGCAAAGUACUUAUGUAAGAUGCACCUGGUUGCCAAAGUGAUGCCCUUUGACACUCUGAAGAAAACCGAUGUCUUCUACACCCUGACUGGAAAAACAGCAGAGACAGACACAUCGCUUGGGGACUCCCAGACUAAGAUCCGUAUCCAUGGCAGCAGACAGAGAGGCGUCAUCGUCCAGUCUGACCUUGUGGCGUCCAACGGGCUGAUCCAUUUGAUCAAUAAUCUAAUGCAGAGUGUGUCUCCCACAGUGGACAGUGACCCCAAGGAGAACCUGAUGAAGAUCAUUGGCGACUACGGGAAGUUCGCCACAUUCAAGACUCUGCUGGAGAAAACGGACAUGGCGUCGGUCAUGGAUCUUCCCGGCCCGAUCACCGUCUUCGCCCCGACAACUGCAGCCUUUCAAGCCAUGACAGAGGGACAUCUUUCUUACUUUAACAGCCCUCAGGGUCACAACAAACUGCUGGAGCUCAUCAGGAACCACGUGGUCAUGUCCACCUCUCUGGAAGUCUUUAACGCCGCGUCGAGUCCCAGGAUUGUAACAAUGGCCAAUCAGGUUCUGGAGAUUAACGUGACAGAAAAUGGUCAGUUUCUGGUGAACGGAGCAGCGGUGGUGGAGGCAGCCGUGGAAGCAAAGAACGGACGUCUGUAUGUGCUGGAUGGAGUGUUGACUCCGGCCUCCAUCCAACCUGUGCUGCCCCACAGGUGUGACGUCACAGAGAGCAAGACUGUCCCGGGUGAAUGUGUGAGCUGCUCUAAAGUUAAACUGUCUCAGUGCUUGUCUGGAGUUUACAUGAGCUACUACACCUUCGGAUGUCUUUACACACUGUCCUUUGGAAAUCCACCCGUCAAAGUCCCAGUCAGCGGCUGUUCGCCGCUCUGUAACACCACAGUGACGACACGGGCCUGUUGUAAAGGUUUCUAUGGCGACGACUGCACUCCAUGUCCGGGUGGAUACCAGACUCCGUGCUCAGGACGCGGUCAGUGCACAGAAGGCAUCACAGGAAAUGGGUCGUGCAUCUGCGAGCCCAACUUCCGUGGCUCUCGCUGUCAGUACUGUUCGUCCCCCAACAAAUACGGACCAAACUGUGACAAAACCUGCCUCUGCAUCCACGGACAGUGUAAAAACCAUCCGGAAUCAGACGGCCGAUGUAAACAGGACUCGUGUCUCGCCGGGUUCACCGGACAGUUUUGCGAGCGCAAGACGUCGCCGUGUUCUUCUCAAUUCUGCCACGCCCACGCCGACUGUGACUUCAGCCAGGGGGCGAAAAGAUGUGUUUGCAAGCCAGGUUACCAAGGUGACGGCAUCACCUGUGUGGAGUCGGACCCCUGUGCACCGCCUCUGCGCGGCGGGUGCAAUGUGAACGCUAAGUGUAUAAAGACAGGACCCGGGACUCACACCUGCCAGUGUCUGACAGGGUGGCAGGAGGAUGGAGACGAGUGUCAACCAAUCAACAACUGCAACGGUCCAGACAGAGGAGGCUGCCAUCCCAACGGUACCUGCAUCUACGUUGGCCCCGGACAGAGCGACUGCACCUGUAAAUCUGGGUACAAAGGGAAUGGACAUGACUGUGAAGCCGUGAACCAGUGUGUCACCGUCGCCGGAGGCUGCCAUUACCUGGCCACCUGUCGCCUGCUGUCCUCUCAGUGGACAUGCGUGUGCGAUGACGGGUACAUCGGAAAUGGACAAAUCUGUUACGGUACGGUGGAUCAGGAGCUGAUGGCUCUGCCCGACACCGCUGACUUCUUAAGGUGGACUAAGGACUCUGGUUUGUCUCUGAUGGAUCAGAACAUCACCCUCCUGGUUCCGUCUUCAGCUGCCGUCGCCAAAAUGUCCUCUGAAGACAAAAGCUUCUGGACAACAAAAGGGAACCUGCCGAGUCUCGUCAGAAAUCACGUGAUCGCAGGAAACUACCCGUCAUCCAACCUCAGCUCUGUUUCCUCUGUCACGUCACUUCUCACAGUAACACUUCCUGUUUCUACAUCCAAUGAGGUCGUAACUGUUGGUGGCGCCGCCAUCACCACAUCCAACAUCGCUGCAACCAACGGCCUGAUCCACGUCAUUGAUAAGGUUUUGGUCCCCGACAGGAAGUUGAGUGAAGGGCUACUGGAGAUGCUCGCUUUGAGACCCGAGUUUUCGCUGUUCAGAUCAUACGUCAUCAAUAACAACCUGACGGACGAGAUUGAGCGAGCGGACGAGUUCACCCUCUUCGCUCCGACAGACGCGGCCGUCAAUGAUUACCUCAAGAAAACGGCUGCCACCGCUCUGGAUGUGAACACAACGCGUUACCACGUGGUGGCAGGACAGCGCCUGUUGAGGACCGACCUGCAGCCUGGUGGAUACAAGCAGACGCUGCUCGGAUUCUCCUUCCAGCUUAAAAUUUUUCCCCAAGACGGAAAGUUAUUUGUGAACAACGCUCAGAUAAACUCGUCCAACCUCCUGAGUGGCAAAGGCGUCAUUCACGGUUUGUCGGCCGUUCUCCAGAUCAACAGGAACCGAUGUGACGGAGCGUUGUACAAGAGCGUCCAGGGAACGUGUGUUGACUGUUUGUUCCCACAAUCUGUUAUCUGCCCUAACAACACCGUCCCUGUCAAAUCUGCAAGGGCCAGGAAGUGCAUGAUGUCCAGAGUUUUUGAAGGCGAGCGCCUACUGGCGGUUGGCUGCAGAGCCACCUGCCUCCAAACAACCAUUAUACCAAGGUGUUGCAGAGGGUUUUUUGGGCAGCACUGUGAGCAGUGUCCUGGUCCGAAGGGUCAGCCCUGCUUUGAAAACGGCGAGUGUUUGGACGGGAAAAACGGGACCGGAGUGUGCCAGUGUCAGCGCGGUUUUGACGGCACGGCAUGCGAGACUUGUCAGAGCGGGAAAUACGGCAUCCACUGUGAUCAGGAGUGCAAAUGUAAGAACGGACGCUGCAACGAAGGACUGACGGGUGACGGGACCUGUGAGUGUGACGUCGGCUGGAGAGGAGUCCUCUGUGACGAAAAGAUCCAGUCCUCAGCUGACGAACUGUGCGGCUCAGUGAAAUGUCACACCAGUGCGAACUGUGCUACCGGACCGGUCGGCCCCCAGUGUCUCUGUGCGGCAGGAUUUUAUGGAAACGGGACGUACUGUCAAGCUAAAGAUGCCUGUGCAAGCAACAACGGCGGCUGCAGUCUGUACGCCGUCUGUAAGAGGACGCAGCCGGGACGCAGGGACUGCGUGUGUCUCAGUGGCUACAGCGGCGACGGUCUUAUCUGCGUGGAGAUCAAUCCAUGUCUGGAAGGAAAUGGUGGUUGUCAUGCCAACGCCGACUGUAUCCACAUCGGACCAAAUAAAACGUCCUGCGCCUGCAGCGAUGGUUACUCAGGUGGUGGAAAGAACUGUGUCAUGAUCAACCUUUGUCAAACGAAAAAUGGUGGCUGUCAUCGGUAUGCGAACUGCGCCAUGGUUACCCCGGGUGUCCAGAACUGCACCUGCAAAACUGGUUUCCAGGGCGAUGGAUUCAAAUGCAAAAGCACCGUGGGAAGGGAAAUACUCACGCGCAAGCUACGAGAGUUCUACUUCGGCCUCGCGGCAGCCGAUAUUUCUCUGAAAGGCCGUGGGCCGUUCACCGCCUUUGUUCCAACAUUUGCCGCCUUUGAAGUGGACAAAAAGGGCAUCAACAGGCUGAGAGAUAAAGACGGUGCUGCCGCCAUCCUGCGCGGUCACAUCGUCAUGUGUCACACGCUACUUCCUGCUGACCUCAGUCGCCCCCGGAACUUGACCUCGCUGUCUGGACUCGUCCUGACCACCAGGUCCAUCCAGGGCAGCAUCUUUGUCAACGAGGCGAACAUCACGUACAGCGAUGAGCCCAGCGUCAACGGGAUUUUCCAUGAGAUCGAUAAGAUCCUGUUUCCUCCAAAGGACCCGGAGCCUACCAAUCUGAACCUGACCGACGUGGCCGAUCGUCACGGUUACAGAAGCUUCUACAAGCUGCUCCAGGACACAGGUGUGGUGAACAUACUGAGUGACGGGUUGUACCAGCCAGUGACCGCCUUCCUGCCGUCAGACGCUGUCAUGGCGUCGCUGCCGCAGCAACAGAAGGACUUCCUGUUCCACCCAGACCACCAGACCCAGCUGGUGGAGUACUUGAAGUACCACAUUCUGCAUGGCCAGAAGGUUUUUGCUGAAGGUCUGAUCCACCUGGACUCGCCGCGGACCCUUCAGGGCUCGCCGCUCUCCUUCGUCUGUGGCGGAUCAGACAACAUCGGAGAAAUCUUUGUUAACGACGCAAAGUGUCGGAUUACGCAAAGAAACCUCAUCUUCAAUGGCGGCAUCGCCUACGGGAUCGACUGCCUGCUGACACCGCCGAGCCUGGGAGGACGCUGUGACGAACAAACAACCUUUGACUUAAAGAUGGACUGUGGACUGUGCCAGUCCCAAUCUAAUAGCUGUCCUCGAGGCUCCAAACUGAAGGAGGUUCAGAAGUGCGACCUGCCCAACAUGUAUAUUGCGAAGGACUCCGGUUGUCGCAACGUCUGCACCAUCAAAUUUUGGCAGCCAAAGUGUUGCCGUGGUUACUAUGGACGCGACUGUUUAGUGUGUCCAGGUGGCGUCAGCUCCCCUUGUAGUAACCGUGGUAAAUGCGACGACGGUCACCUUGGUAACGGCACCUGUACGUGUGACGCAAGCUUUGGGGGCUUGGCCUGUGCCCAGUGCAGCACAGGCUUCUUUGGGCCCACCUGUCGAGCGUGUAACUGCUCGGAACACGGGUCAUGUGACGACGGACGCAGAGGGACAGGCGGGUGUUUCUGUGACGCUGGCUGGACGGGCGAGCGCUGCGAGACCGAACAGGCGGACCCCCCUCAGUGCUCGCCCUCCUGUUCCCCCAAGGCCGUUUGUAAAGAAAACAACACCUGUGUCUGUCGGCCAUUUUAUGAAGGAGAUGGAUACACCUGCACAGUGGUGGACAUGUGUCAGGUGUGGAAUGGCGGUUGUGCCAAAGGAGCCCGCUGCGCUCAGAAAGGUGGCCAGGUGACCUGCACGUGUCCACGGGGACACUCCGGGGACGGCUUCACGUGUAUGCCCAUCGACCCUUGCGCCUCGGGAGACAACGGCGGCUGCCACGAGCACGCCGUCUGUACCAUGACGGCGCCGGGGAGGAAGCGGUGCUCGUGUAAAGACAACUACGUUGGCGACGGCGUGACAUGUGAGGUCAAACAGCUGCCAAUUAGCCGCUGUCUCCAAGGCAACGGACAAUGUCAUCAAAAUGCCAAAUGUACAGAUCUUCACUUUGAAGACUCGACGCUUGGCGUGUUUCACAUCCGCUCAGACGACGGUCAGUACAAGCUAAACUUCACCGCAGCUCAACGCGCCUGCACUGUCGUGGGUGGCACCCUGGCUACAUACAAUCAGCUGUCCUACGCUCAGCAGGGCGGGCUCAACAUGUGCGCCGCUGGCUGGUUGGACGAGGCGCGCGUUGCUUAUCCGACCACUUACUCCAAUCCCAACUGUGGUUUCGGACACGUUGGAAUUGUGGACUAUGGAGCGCGCAAGAACACGAGCGAGACGUGGGACGCGUUCUGCUACAGGAUGAAGGAGGUCCGCUGCGAGUGUCUGGUCGGUUACGUUGGAGACGGAUUCAAGUGCACAGGAAACUUGCUGCAGGUGCUCAGGUCCACGCCGACCUUCUCCAACUUCCUCACUCAAAUCCUGAACUACUCUCAGGUGUCAGAGUCAGGGAAAACGUUCUUGAAGCGUCUGAGCAACAUCACCAUCCUGGGAACGCUGUUUGUUCCUGAUAACGACGGUCUCCCUGGCAACCAGACCCUGUCUCAGCAGGACAUUGAAUUCCACCUGCUGGAGGGCCGGGCCCUCGUGGCCAGCGACCUGAAGAACGGCACUCGCAUCAAAACCAGAGGCGGGAGUCUGACCGUCAUUGGUGUGUCGGACCUGCUCAACCCGGCAGUUCUGUCGUCUCGUUACAUCAACGACCGUUUCGUCACGGUCUCCGACAUCAUCGCCUCCAACGGGUUCAUACACGUCCUCCAGGGACCCCUGAAAGCCCCGCCCCCUCAUCAUGAGAUGCACGCCUCUCACAAAGCGGGAGUAGGCAUGGGCGUGACACUGCUGGUCAUUCUGACGGCGGCGGUUAUGUUUGUGGGAUUUAAGUUCUACAAGCAGACCAGCAGAGGGCUCCACUUCCACUACUUCAAGGACGAGGAGGAGGAGGAAGCUCCACCCAUAGACUUCAGCCGUAGCAUCUCUAACCCGGUGUACGACUCCGCCCCCGAAUCGGCCACAAACGACAUCGCAGAUGACAAACACGCGGCGCCGGGCGCAGUGUCGUACGACCUCCUGCAGGACGGCUGACCAAGUGAAACGAUGUGUUCAGGUUCCUAAUCUGUUAAAAAUUGUAAACAAUAGUCAUCAGUGAAACGUUGAUUAAAAAAAAUUAAAAAUGUU
Molecule: messenger RNA, 7857 nt
Organism: Solea senegalensis (Senegalese sole)
Lineage: Eukaryota; Metazoa; Chordata; Actinopteri; Pleuronectiformes; Soleidae
Gene: stab2
Product: stabilin 2
Exons: 70
Coding region: 16-7764 (2582 amino acids)
Biological process (GO): cell adhesion
Molecular function (GO): calcium ion binding; hyaluronic acid binding
Source: RefSeq, a predicted model, not a curated record